Molecule: messenger RNA, 944 nt
Organism: Mizuhopecten yessoensis (Yesso scallop)
Lineage: Eukaryota; Metazoa; Mollusca; Bivalvia; Pectinida; Pectinidae
Exons: 9
Coding region: 12-779 (255 amino acids)
Source: RefSeq, a predicted model, not a curated record
UGACCUUCCGUAUGAGAAUGGACAUACCAACAACACCGAUCGUACAUCUUGUGUGGGUUUACGUGACAAUCGUCAUUGUUGCCUUCUGUCAAGUUGUCACGGGCCUGACAUGCAUGAAAUGUACCGGUGUGGGUCUGCCUAGCUAUUGUGUAGGAACCGUAGCAUGCCUCUCGGACGAGGACUGUUACACAGAGAGGGUUAUUGGGGAUGACUCCAAUAUCUUCUACAACUCGGACUGUCUAAGCCAUCAGAUUUGUCAGCUAAAGGCUAGAACGUCACGGACAUUUCGUUCCCAGAUCCAUAUCUGUGAGGAGUGCUGUGGGGUUGACAAGUGCAACAGCCAAUUGUGUAACCAGACGUCGUCCACGUCUACGCGGCAGUGUUACGUGUGUGAUGACGUUGCCAACCCGCGUGAUUGCACCACCAAAAUAGCAUGUGGCCAAGAUGAGGAAUGUUUUACACAGGAAUUUAUCUCAUCAAAUUUAGAGAAGCGAUACAAACUAAGUUGUGAAUCAAGGCAGAGGUGUCGGAUACUGAGCUUAUUUGGCAAGAAGCGUUCUUCCUCACAACUUUGUAAUGAAUGCUGUUCCGGACCCGGCUGUAACCGGCAUCUUUGUCCACUAGUGGGGCCGUUCCCUGUGAUACCUAACCUCCCCAAGCCAUGUGUGGACCAGGGGAGUGUGGACUGCGCGAGUCUGUUCCAGGCUGGCCUCCAACCCUGUGCCACUGUCAACAAUGUGUCCACCCAGUACUGCCCACACUAUUGUGGUUACUGCUGACAGCUUCCAUCACACAAAUGUCCAUCAUGCAAAUAUAUAAAGUGUAUAAAUAUUCAACAUUAUUUAUUAAAAAAACCUUUAAAACGUCAAUUCGUGCAAAUUGACACACCUUUUUCAGGUAAUUAUCGUGUGAAAGAAAAUGAUAACCUACUUUUUUGCAAAAAU